Messenger RNA from Aureobasidium namibiae CBS 147.97, 1767 nucleotides. RefSeq names its product ATP-dependent RNA helicase DED1. The record is from RefSeq and is a predicted model, not a curated record. The transcript has 3 exons. Lineage: Eukaryota; Fungi; Ascomycota; Dothideomycetes; Dothideales; Saccotheciaceae. Gene Ontology annotation, cellular component: nucleus. Bases 1 to 1767 code for a protein of 588 amino acids. Gene Ontology annotation, molecular function: RNA binding; ATP binding; RNA helicase activity.
AUGUCUGAGGCUGGUUUCCAGGAGGCUCCUGCCGAGGGCUUUGCCCACGGCACCGCCACUUCCGGUGUUGUUACUAACCCUGAAGAUCUCGCUGCCGCUCGCGCUCACGGCUGGAUGGAGGAUGAGAAGCUAGACUAUGACACUUUCAACGCUCCUACUUCCGAGAUCAAUCCUACUUGGGCCAGUUCUGCCAAGGUCUAUGAAUGGGAGGGUGAUGAAGGUGACGUUGGUCCCCCCGAUGCUGAGCUCGAGGAGCAGCUGUUCCGCGGCGAUGACCACACCAAGGCUGGAUCUUCGCUUGAGGACAUGAUGGACUUCGAGGCCAAGGUCGAAGGACCCAAGCAUUUCGCUCCGAUUACUCAGUUCGAAGAUGCUGGUCUUCAUCCUCAGGUCCUGGCCAAUGUCAAGAUGUGUAACUACGAAAGCACCACGGCCAUUCAGGCCUACUGCAUCCCUAUCAUCCAGGCCGGUCACGACCUCGUCGCCGUCGCCCAGACUGGAUCUGGCAAGACUGCUGCUUAUCUCAUCCCCAUCAUCUCCAAGCUAAUGGGCAAGGUACGCAAGCUCCAAGGUCCUCGUCCCGCCAACAACAACGGUAGACCUGUCCGUGCCGAGCCUCUGGUUGUCAUCGUCGUGCCUACCCGUGAGUUGGCUCAGCAGAUCUUCGAUGAAGCCCGCCGCCUAUGCUACCGCUCGAUGCUCCGCCCAGUUUGCUCUUACGGUGGCAUCCCUAUUGGCGUCAACCUUCAGGAGCUCGGCAAGGGCUGCGAUCUGUUGAUCGGUACUCCUGGCCGUCUUCAGGAUCUGAUGAACAAGCCUGAUGUUCUCACCAUGAGACGUGUCAAGUUCACUGUUAUUGACGAAGCCGACGAAAUGCUCAGCGGUGACUGGGAUGAUGAAAUGGCUAAGCUUAUGGGAGGCGGUGAUGCCAACGAAGAUCCCGAUCACGCCUAUCUCAUGUUCUCUGCUACCUUCCCCAAGGAGGCUCGCAAGGUUGCUCGUGACUACAUGGCUGAGGACUUCGUCCGCGUCCGUAUCGGCCGUGCUGGCUCGACCCACAGAAACGUCACUCAGGAUAUUAUCUUCGUCGAGCGCAACCAGAAGAAGCAGGCCCUUUACGACCUUCUCAUGUCGAGACCUGCUUGCCGCACCCUUGUCUUCUGCAACAGCAAGCCUGCUGUUGAGGAACUUGAUGACUACCUUUACAACCGCCAGAUUCCUACUAUCUUUCUGCACGGCGACCGGUCACAGCUCGAGCGCCAAGACGCCAUGCGUCGUUUCAAGGGCAAGCAGCCUCUCGUGCUGAUUGCCACUAACAUCUUCGGUCGUGGCAUUGACGUUCCUCAGGUCAACCACGUUGUCUGCUACGAUCUUCCUGGCGUCGAGUACGGCGGCAUCUCUGAGUACAUCCAUCGUAUUGGACGCACCGGUCGCAUCGGCCACAAGGGUCACGCUACCUCAUUCUACAACGAGAAGAACGAGGAUCUGGCUCCGUUCCUGGUCAACAUCCUUCUCGAGACUGGCCAGACUGUUCCCGACUUCCUCGAGACCUUCAAGCCUGAGGCUGGCGUUGCUGAGUUCGAGGGUGAUUUGACUGAUGAUGAAGUUGAGGCUGAGCCAGGCUACAUGACUGCCCCUGGCGCCAACCCCUUCGCUGAGCCUCCUACCACCGACGAUGCUUGGGGUGCCACUGGAGCUGCCCCUGCUGCCACCACCGCUGAGGCUGACACCACUUGGGGUGCUUCUACUGCUACUGUCUCUUGGUAG